AUGAGCAACAUUUAUAUGCCAACACCCACAGACGAUCUGUUAAAGGAAAAUGCAGAAAAAUUCUACCAAUUUUGGAAUUUUCCGAACUGUUGCAUGUCAAUUGCUGGCAAACAUAUUCGGAUUGUUUGUCCUCCAAACACUGGCUCAUUAUGUUUCAACUACAAAGAAUACUUUUCAACUGUUUUGUUGGCUGAUUGUAAAUUCGUAGCAAUUGAUGUUGGCUCAUACGGUGGAGAAGGUGAUGCUGGGGUGUAUGAGAGGUCGAAUUUAGGACAGAAAAUCAAUGCGGGUCAAAUGAAUUUUCUAGCUCCAACUAAACUUCCAGGCACAGAAUUGCUCCAGCCUUACCCCUACCCACAAGCUUCAUCUGCUGCAGUAGCUACAUAUAAUUAUCGGCAUUGCAGAGCUAGGAGAACUUCUGAAAAUGCAUUUGGAAUUUUGUGCCAGUACUUCAGAAUAUUCUUUACUCCAAUCGCUGUUAAACGGUUAGAAUGCGUGGAUAACAUUAUUUUUGUUACAUGCAUUCUCCACAAUAUGUUACGACAAAGUAAGAUACCAUGUCCAGACCAAAUUACAAGCUCAAACCCAUCUCUUCCCGUACACAGUUGUAUGACCUUGGCGCCUA
Messenger RNA from Agrilus planipennis (emerald ash borer), 625 nucleotides. RefSeq names its product protein ALP1-like. The annotation marks the transcript as partial. The record is from RefSeq and is a predicted model, not a curated record. The transcript is spliced from 2 exons. Lineage: Eukaryota; Metazoa; Arthropoda; Insecta; Coleoptera; Buprestidae.